AUGGCAGCAGAAGGGCAUAACUUUGAUGCGACAUUACUGGCAGUCGGCCGAGAUCAUGGUCACUAUUUUAUUCGUAAAACAUUUGGUAAACCCACGUAUUGCCAUCAUUGCUGUGAUAAAAUAUGGGGAAUGCUCACGCAAGGAUAUGCAUGUGAAGUUUGUAAUUUCAUAUGUCACGACAAAUGUAUGAAAACUGUUGUUUCAUAUUGUAGCGGUGUAGCUUUGCAAUUGAUAAAGAAUCCAGUAGCACAUACAUGGUCCGAGCCUUCGCAUAUAAAACGACGUUUUUGCUGCGUUUGUCGGAAGAAAACAGAUGAUUCAGUGGCUGUCGAGUGCGAAGUUUGUGAAUAUUAUGUACACGUUGAUUGUAAAGACUUGGCAGUAAGUGACUGCAAAGAAGCUGCAACAUUUGUACCAAACUUGGAUAAGAACAAACAAGUUCAGCAUCAUCAUAUGCGAGAAGGUAAUUUGCCCCGUGAUUCUAAGUGCGUUAUAUGCAAAAAAACUUGUUGGUCUUAUGAAUGCUUAGCUGGUAUGAGAUGUGGUUGGUGCUCAGCAACUGCUCAUGCAAUUUGCUAUCGUCAAAUGUCUCUUGAGUGUGAUUUUGGUGGAUUAAGGAGAAUUAUGCUGCCGCCUAAUGCCUUAACAAUUCCGAGAACUGAACUUCCCAUGGAGCAGUUACUGAAUAUUCACGGCACAUAUCAUGAAGCAUCUUCACCAUUAAAAAUGCUACAAGACGAAUCGGAAUUCAAUUCUUCCAAUGAAGUAAAGGAGAAAGAAGACUACGAAGUCUUGCGUAUUUAUGAUGGUAACAGUUCUCUUAGGCAGCAUAUUUAUCGAACUGCUUCGGUGCCCAAAUCAGCAUCUGUACAGCAAAUACGAGAUAUUGCUCUGCGACGGUUUCAUAUAAGCGAUAAUUCGGAUUGUUAUUACAUUACACAAAUAAUUGACGAUAACGGGGAAGAAAAAUUACUAGAAGACCCUGCGCCUCUAAAAAACCUUCGACGACCAGAAGGUCGUCGUUCACAAAUUUUUUUGCGUUACAAAGAUCAUCCUGAGAAAGCAGUUGUAAAAUUGUAUGGUGGUUGGCUUAGAGUUCCAGUAACUUUUUGUUCUCUCUUGGUGACAAAGGAGACACUUGUACAAAAUGCAGUAGCAGAAGCUUUAGAUCGAUUUGGAUUAGAUAAAAAUUCAGCAAAUCGUUAUAAUUUAAUUGAAGUAUCUCUCGAUCGUGGUGUUGCUGAAAGAACUGCAAAUCCUCAUGAAAAUAUGCUACAACUUGUUCGAAAUCUGAAGAAGGAUUCUUUACGACGUUAUCACGUAGUUCGGUUCUAUGUACAAGAGAAAGAUGAUCCACAUGAUCAUGCUGUUUUUGUGGGCAAUUUACCAGUUUCGCUAGCACAAAGACAAUAUGAAAGGAUACUCUUGCGGUUGCUUGGAGCUAAAGAAAAACCAUUUACUGCCAUUGGCCCAAUAUAUUUUGAAUAUGGUUCAUUGGUGAUUACAUUCAAUACAGCAAAAGCUGCCACUUCAGCUGUUCAGCGCCUACAAAAUGCAGUAUACGAAGAAAAAAAAUUAAUUGUUUUAUGUCUUCCUAACGUUCAGCCUCACAUGUUGACGCAGGAUUGUGAGCCAUUGCUAGUGCUUGUAAAUGUUAAAAGUGGUGGUUGUCAGGGAGGCGAAUUAAUUAAAGCAUUUAGACGAUUAUUGAAUCCUUUUCAAGUGUUUGAUGUACUGAAAGGUGGUCCGUUAGUUGGAUUGUAUGUUUUCCGAAAUGUUCCGAAAUAUAAAAUUUUGGCAUGUGGUGGUGACGGUACAAUCGGUUGGGUUCUACAGUGUCUAGAUAUCGCUAAACAGGAUGCCGCGUGUUUUUCUCCACCAUGUGGCAUCGUUCCUUUGGGUACUGGUAACGAUCUCUCUAGGGUUUUAAGAUGGGGAGGCGGCUAUACUGGUGAAGAAAAUCCUAUGGACAUUCUUCGGGAUGUUAUAGAAGCUGAAGAAGUACGUUUAGACAGGUGGGCCGUAGUAUUUCAUGAAGAAGAGCGUACUCAACCGCCUACAACGUCUAGUGUUGAACCAAGUCCAUAUGCAGAUCAAAUUAUGAACAACCCUGAAGACCAAACUUCAAUGAUCAUAAUGAAUAAUUAUUUUGGGAUCGGAAUAGAUGCUGAUGUUUGUCUACAAUUCCAUAAUAAGAGGGAUGCAAACCCGGAAAAGUUCAGUUCACGAUUGUUUAACAAAACUCAAUAUGUUAAAAUUGGUUUACAAAAAGCGUUUUUUGAAAGAACUUGUAAAGAUCUUUGGAAACGGGUCGAACUUGAGGUAGAUGGUAAAUUGAUAGAAUUGCCAUGUAUUGAGGGUAUUAUUGUUCUGAACUUGCUCAGUUGGGGAAGUGGUGCAAAUCCGUGGGGUUCAGCAAAGGAAGAAGGGCAGUUCCAAAAGCCGACGCAUUACGAUGGACUUCUCGAAGUGGUUGGUAUUUCUGACGUUUCACGACUGGGUUUGAUCCAGUCCAAACUCUCAGCCGGUAUAAGGAUAGCUCAAGGAGGAAGUAUAAGGAUCACAACACACGAAGAAUGGCCUGUACAGGUUGAUGGUGAACCACAUAUACAACCACCAGGGACCAUAACGAUUCUGAAAUCUGCCCUUAAAUUUGAUUUAAUGUUUUACAAUUAUAUCCUUAUUUUUUCUCUCCGUUAUAUAUAUCCAGAAGUUUAA
Thelazia callipaeda (thelaziosis nematode) is the source of this 2718-nucleotide messenger RNA. NCBI's taxonomy places the organism in Eukaryota, Metazoa, Nematoda, Chromadorea, Rhabditida, Thelaziidae. The record is from the annotation of a GenBank genome assembly.